Messenger RNA from Linum trigynum, 717 nucleotides. NCBI's taxonomy places the organism in Eukaryota, Viridiplantae, Streptophyta, Magnoliopsida, Malpighiales, Linaceae. The record is from the annotation of a GenBank genome assembly.
GACCACAAAUUACUCAAAAUAAAUUAUUAAAAAAAUUCAUAUUUAUUCUCCUUCACAAGGAUUCUUCAUCAAAGAGAGAUUUCAUACAAAAUGGCAGCAAAAGCAAUUUCCUUUGCUCUUUUUCUUGCCAUAACAAUGGCGUUCGCAAUCCAACUCUCACAUACUGGUGGAGAAGGAUCACUUACAGCAGAUCAAUGUCCGGGAGCGUGCGAAUUUAGGUGUUCGGCGACGUCGCAUAAGAAGCCAUGUUUGUUCUUCUGCAACUUGUGCUGUCAGAAAUGUUUGUGUGUUCCGUCUGGAACAUAUGGGAACAAAGAAGAGUGUCCUUGCUACAACAAUUGGAAGACCAAAGAAGGAACCCCUAAAUGUCCUUAGAAUAUUUAUUCUUUUAAUUCAAAAAAAUAUGUAAUUUUCGUGAUCGAUUUCCUCUUCCAUAUUUACCUCAAAAUAUUCACUUAUUAUAUGAUCAAAAUUCAGAUAACUGCCGGAUGUGCUUUUUGUUUGAAUAUUAUUGGAAGAAGAUGUUGUAUGAAGUAAUAAUGAUAAAUAAUGGGGGCUUUAUGUUUGUCAUGGUCACUGGAAAAAAUAUUAUUUUAUUUUGUUGCUAAUCGUAUAACUGUAGAUUAUUUUUACUUUGCUAACACCCACUUCAUCAUUGACACAUGGCUAAACUGUAAUUUUUUUUAUUUGGGUUAUUAUUAAAGUUAUACGGUUGAU